AUGUGUUUGAAGGAAACCCACUUUGAUGUCAAGGUGCCCAGUCCAGGGAAGCUCAAGUUUUCUCUGCGAGUUGUCAAGUACGACAGACACGGAUACAAGGCCAGGACAAGAGCUGUCAUCAUCACUGAUACGAAUAACUGCUUCUAUCUUGAUACCAGCAAUUUCAAAGUGAAGGAGCAGUUUCCCCUCAGUGACAUUUCCGCUAUCUCUGUUAGCAGCCUGAGUGAUGGAGUGGUGGUCAUCGGACUACCCACGGAGGGACCCAAUGCAAGAGGUGACCUCAUUAUCAAGACUGAGCAGGUGAUUGAGCUUGUCACUAAACUGGCUCUGUUCGGAGGGAAACUGGAUACUGUCAAAAUUGUCUCCACGGGAACAUCUCCCCCACACUGUCCUCACCUUCACCAAGCCGGUGACAUUUAG
This is a messenger RNA of Halichondria panicea, 420 nucleotides long. RefSeq names its product unconventional myosin-Ic-like. The coding region runs from base 1 to 420 and encodes 139 amino acids. The record is from RefSeq and is a predicted model, not a curated record. The transcript has 4 exons. NCBI's taxonomy places the organism in Eukaryota, Metazoa, Porifera, Demospongiae, Suberitida, Halichondriidae. Gene Ontology annotation, cellular component: myosin complex. Gene Ontology annotation, molecular function: cytoskeletal motor activity.